AUGGCCAACUUUUUACCUCGCCAGCUAAGGAAGCUGGUUUUUCAAGGCACUCGCCCCGAAGAGUUCAUUGUUGCCGAGGUGCAACCACCUGCCGAGCCAGUUCUAAGCAACGCCCAACUGAUACGCCUUCAAUUCGAGAGGGCUACGCGCACUCCUGUCAGCAAAAGAGAAUCUUCGGCGCAAGAAGAACAUGAAGUGCGUCCUUACGGUGCCGUACACGACAUCCAUUCGAAGGAUGGGCUCACGUAUCUCUUUCGCUCCUUUAUGGCACUUGGUGUACUAAUGCCAGAAAAAUAUAAAUUCCUCUAUUGCCUUUAUGCGCUUCUUCCCCUCGGACUCAUAACCUUCUACCUACCCGCCGCUUUCGUGCUAUCCUAUUUCAAGCUGGACUACUCGACCAUCAAGAUCGGCAACUUGCUGACUUCGGUGCAGGUAAGCAUUGCAUCGUUUGUCGGCGCCAUCAAACUAUGUGUAAUGGCAUUCAAGCUGCCUAAAUUGCGCGCUGGCGAAGCUAUAAUGUCUGAGUUGGACGCGCGCUGUAAGGAUGAGGACGAGAUCGAAGUAUUACGCAAAGUCGUACGCCAGGGCAAUCGUUUACUGGUUUAUAUUUUAAUUUGCAAUUUAAUCUAUUCGACAAGCACUUUUUUGGGCGCAACGCUGAAAGGACGGCCGCCCUACGAUAUUUACAAUCCGGUAGUGGAUUGGCGCAAAUCAAAAUGGCAAUUCGUAUGGGCUGCGCUCUGGGAAUUUAUACUCAUGGAUGGAUUGUGUGCCGAGGAGGCUAUAACCGACUCGUAUGCUCCGAUUUAUGUUUGUAUAAUUCGGGCGCACAUGAAGACGCUGCUCAUGCGCUUACAGAAACUUGGCUCUAAUCCGGAACGCUCUCGGGAAGAGAACUAUGAAGACCUUAAGAUGUGCAUAAGGGAUCACAAAUCGCUGCUGAAGUGA
This is a messenger RNA of Rhagoletis pomonella (apple maggot), 948 nucleotides long. RefSeq names its product odorant receptor 59b-like. The record is from RefSeq and is a predicted model, not a curated record. The transcript has a single exon. NCBI's taxonomy places the organism in Eukaryota, Metazoa, Arthropoda, Insecta, Diptera, Tephritidae. The coding region runs from base 1 to 948 and encodes 315 amino acids. Gene Ontology annotation, molecular function: odorant binding; olfactory receptor activity. Gene Ontology annotation, biological process: sensory perception of smell. Gene Ontology annotation, cellular component: membrane.